Octodon degus (degu) is the source of this 2472-nucleotide messenger RNA. It is a transcript of the gene Slc16a3, whose product is annotated as solute carrier family 16 member 3. Gene Ontology annotation, biological process: monocarboxylic acid transport; transmembrane transport. Gene Ontology annotation, molecular function: monocarboxylic acid transmembrane transporter activity. Gene Ontology annotation, cellular component: membrane. The record is from RefSeq and is a predicted model, not a curated record. The transcript has 6 exons. Lineage: Eukaryota; Metazoa; Chordata; Mammalia; Rodentia; Octodontidae. The coding region runs from base 226 to 1629 and encodes 467 amino acids.
ACGUGCGGCGCGAGCUGGGAGAGCACUUAAAGUCGCCCCCGGCGCAGCGCCUGGCUUUCGCGGCAGGCAGGGCUCGCAGAGGCAGUGGCGGCAGUGAGUUGGCUGGACACACACCACCACAAGUGGGAAGAAGCCAAGCGGACUGGACCGAAAGCCCUAGGUGUCAGACACCACCCUCAUCCCAGCUGUCUCUGGUGAGGUGAGAAAGAACCAGCCCUCUUGGCCAUGGGAGGUGCUGUGGUAGAUGAGGGCCCCACAGGUGUCAAGGCUCCAGAUGGAGGCUGGGGCUGGGCCGUGCUCUUUGGCUGCUUUGUCAUCACCGGCUUCUCCUACGCCUUCCCCAAGGCUGUCAGCGUCUUCUUCAAGGAGCUCAUUCGGGAGUUUGGGAUUGGCUACAGUGACACAGCCUGGAUCUCCUCCAUCCUGCUGGCCAUGCUCUAUGGCACAGGCCCGCUCUGUAGUGUGUGUGUGAACCGCUUUGGCUGCCGGCCCGUCAUGCUUGUGGGUGGCCUCUUCGCAUCCCUGGGCAUGGUGGCUGCAUCCUUCUGCACAAGCAUUAUUCAGCUCUACCUCACGGCAGGAGUCAUUACUGGCUUGGGUCUGGCUCUUAACUUCCAGCCCUCCCUCAUCAUGCUCAACCGAUACUUCAGUAAGCGGCGUCCCAUUGCUAAUGGGCUGGCAGCAGCAGGCAGCCCGGUGUUCCUGUGUGCACUGUCCCCGCUGGGGCAGGUGUUGCAGGAUCACUAUGGGUGGCGGGGUGGCUUCCUCAUCCUGGGCGGCCUCCUGCUCAACUGCUGUGUGUGUGCUGUGCUCAUGAGGCCACUGGUGGCUCCCAAGACGGGUGGGGGGCCCAGGCCCCAGCAGUCAUCCAAGCGGCUGCUGGACCUGAGUGUCUUCCGGGACCGCGGCUUCGUCAUCUACGCUGUUGCUGCCUCCAUCAUGGUGUUGGGACUCUUCGUGCCACCUGUGUUUGUGGUGAGCUAUGCCAAGGACCUGGGUGUACCCGACACAAAUGCUGCUUUCCUGCUCACCAUCCUGGGCUUCAUUGACAUCUUUGCCCGACCAACUGCUGGUUUUAUCACGGGGCUCAAGAAGGUUCGGCCCUACUCUGUGUACCUCUUCAGCUUUGCCAUGUUCUUCAAUGGCUUCACUGACCUGACGGGCUCCACAGCCAGCAACUACGGGGGACUAGUAGUCUUCUGCAUCUUCUUUGGCAUCUCCUAUGGCAUGGUGGGUGCCCUGCAGUUUGAAGUGCUAAUGGCCAUUGUGGGUACCAACAAGUUCUCCAGCGCUAUCGGCCUAGUGCUGCUGUUGGAGGCCAUAGCUGUGCUCAUUGGACCCCCGUCAGGCGGCAAGCUGCUGGACGCGACACAUGUUUACAAGUAUGUGUUCAUCCUGGCGGGUGCUGAGGUGCUCACCUCCUCCCUCGUGCUGCUGCUGGGCAACUUCUGCAUCAGAAGCAGACCUGAGGUAUCGAAGCCCGAGGCUGCAGCCUCCGCCUUGGAGGAAGAGAAACUCCAUAAGCCCCCUGUGGAUGUGCAAGUGGACUCUCGGGAGGUGGAGCACUUCCUGAAGGCAGAGCCUGAGAAAAACGGGGAGGUGGUUCAUACUCCAGAAACCAGUGUAUGAGCAACCUGGCUGGGGCCAGCAGGAUACAGGGAAAAGGUACAGAGACUGGCAAUAUGUAUUUAUUUUACAAACAGGACUAGCUCAGGCGAGACUGUCAGCUCUGUGCUGGGGUGCUGGCUGCCUGGUCACUGGGUUACCACCUGACCUGUUUGGUGUCAUUCCAAAGCAUAUCUGCGGUGAAGCCAGGCCCCACAGUUACAAGCUGUCUGCACCAGGGACCCAGCCUGCAGACCCCAAGCAGCCUGUGCCCCACUAUGGUCAAGGACCUAGAAACCAAGUGGUGAAACAACACCACUUUAAUUAUAGGCCAGGACUGCUGGCAGGGCCCUUCCUAGGGCCUGACCCCACCAUCCUGCCCUCUCCUGCAGAGUCCAUCCCCCCUUGCCCACCCGGGGAGGGAAGGUAUGAGAGUAACCUGCGUGGGUUAAGCCAUGGAGGGACUUGCUGAUAUAGUUCCGUGCUGUGUCUGUUUAUCCCAAGUCUCAGUUCCAUCAGGAAACAUAGUUAUUCAUACAAGUGGUCCUGUCUUUGUUUGCUUUCCCAGAGCUGUGUGUGCUGGAGUGUCUCCUGACGGCCCUCCUAGCCCAGCCGUGGCUGGAGUGGGUAGGAUUGUUUGUCAGGGAGUAUUCACAGGACAUGGAGAAAAGGGCCAGCAGGGGAGGCACUGUGUGCAAGAGGGGUGCCCAGUGGGCGGCUGAAGGCUCCAGGAAGUGGUUUUGCACCUCCUGACUGGUCUCUAGACUGUGGGAGCCAGAGUGCUGAAUGCACUGACCUGAGAUACAAUGUACAUGCUCUGUUUACUUCAUGUGGGCUUAAAAGAUACAUCUUCCUGCCUUCCAUUUA